Molecule: messenger RNA, 295 nt
Organism: Staurois parvus
Lineage: Eukaryota; Metazoa; Chordata; Amphibia; Anura; Ranidae
Source: the annotation of a GenBank genome assembly
GGUGCAUGGCCGUUGGCAUAGAGGGGUUGUAUAUUUAAACAAUCAUUCGCGCCCUGCGUUCUCCCGACCAGGGGCGGACUGACAACUCAUGUUGCCCCUGGGCAAUAUGGGAUCAUGGGGCUCCUGUGUCCUUGCCCAAACUCAAAAAAAAGACUAUGAAAAAGGUACCAGGGGCAUCUCAUGGGGCCCCAUACUGACCCCGGGCCCUCGGGCAGUGCCCGAGUUUCCAAAUUGUCAGUCCGCCCCUGCUCCUGACUCAUUUACCGGCACCUCACGGGAAGGUCCCGAUUGCUAC